GUAUCUCAGGUCCAGAGGAGGAUCAGAGAAUUUCACUGAGAAACCUCCAUCCCUGUGUGAUCUCCUCUAACGGGAGAACUGAAGUGAUGGCGGGUUGCGCGGAGGAUUCGUGGAUUUUUGCUUGACAGGCACCAGAAUCUUCUUUUGGAUUAGUUGAUUGGUUUAUUUAUGGGGGAUUUCCAUUUACCUACUGAAAAAUGCCUUUUGCCAAACGGAUCGUUGAGCCCCAGCUGCUAUGCAGACACCCCAUCCCUAAUGAUGAAGGGUUACUGUUCGAGGAUCUGUGCUCCAUCACCAAUGUGGCUCUAUCCCGGACCCUGCGGCAGCUCUCCGACCUGUCCAAACACGCCUGCUCCUUAUUUCAGGAGCUUGAGAACGAAAUAGUCUCCACAAACCAACGGGUUUGGGCUUUGCAGAACAAAAUAGCCAAAAUCCAUCAAACCGCCAGUGCGCUGGAUCCAAAACUGGAGGCUGUGCCCGUAUCAAAUCUGGACAAUGAGAGUAAACUGACAUCCCACUAUCAGGCUCCAUGGCAUCAACAACACAAUCUGUUCCACACUUGUACACGGCCACCAUGUCUGGAGGAGUUGCACCGACAUGCCAAGCUCAACCUGCGGGCACUGCAAAGAGACCAGCAGCAGCGUCAGCGUUCAACCAGCAAAGAGCGUGGUCGGGUCACCAUAUCGAUAUCUGUGGCCCCGCCCAUGCCAACCUUCCCUUCAACUCACAAACUCAGAAGGCGGGAGCAGAGGGGCCGACACUCACGCCUGGAGAGAAGCAUUAGAGAGAGUGAUGUGCAAACUAUCCAGAGGAAGGAGAGACCAGCCAAAGAGGCUGAAUUCAAACCCGUCCUCAGAAAGUAUCAGCGCUCCCGUUCCUCCUCCCCUGUUCAGUGUUGUUACUUCAUUCCCUGGAUUAGAAAGGCUGGAACCAACACAGAAACAGAUGGAGAAUUGCCAGUGAUGAGCCAUAGGCCUAAAUGUCCUGUUCCCAAUGUACCUACCAUCUUGGACAAACAGACCAACUGGUCCAAAGCCCUGCCUCUUCCCACGCCAGAAGAGAGAAUAAAGAAUGACUCUCAAGUAAUUCCAUCCUGUAUAAUUCCAAUAAAUGUUUCUGGUGUUGGAUUUGACAGAGAAGCUAGUGCUCGCUGCUCUCUUGUUCACUCACAGUCGGUUCUACAGAGACGUCGAAAACUCAGGAGGCGAAAAACGAUAACUGGCAUCCCCAAACGUGUUCAACAAGACAUGGAUUCUGAUGAAUCACCUGUGGCUAGAGAGAGAACAGUUAUCAUCCAUGCCAACCCACACAAGUCACUAUGGCAUGAGGAGCUCUCCCUGAGUGGCCGAGUAUUGCACACCAAGGACUCUGGCUGUCAGACAGAUGACUUCUUGAUUGCAGCUCCAUCCCGGAGGCGUAUCCGUGCCCAGAGGGGUCAGGGAAUUCCAGCUUCUCUCUCACACUCCACUGGAAACAUCACCUCCCUGCCAGAUCGCUCUGAUACUGUGUAUGCUGCAGCAUCAGCCACUCGUGUUCGUUCUAGAAGCCUACCACGUGAGGGUGGCCGGCUUCUGGAUGAGGAUCAAGAUGACAGUGAUGAAGAUGAUGAUGAUGAUGAUGAUGAAGAGGAAGAACUCUCUUCAUAUGAAACCGAAGACUUCCUACCAGGUCCAGGACAGAGAAUUCCAAAGGAUGAGGAAGAAAGUACUGAUGACCAGGCCAUGCCAGAGCUACAGUUUGGAAGUCUCAAGCAUAUGCAGCAUUCAGAGAGCCCUGACCACACAUGGAUUGAGAGAGGCAGAUCCAGGCUCCCACGCAAAGUUGACAUGGGGAGCUGUGAAAUUUCCUCCAGCUCUGAUACUUUCAGCAGCCCCAUCCACUCUGCCUCCACUACAGGAGUGCUUGGCAGCCAGAUGGACCAUAAAGAGGAUCACCAGUCCUCAAGUGGCAACUGGAGUGGAAGCAGCUCCACUUGCCCGUCACAGACAUCUGAAACUCUACCACCUGCUGCCUCUCCUCCCCUGACUGGAUCCUCACACUGUGAUUCAGAACUCUCCCUCAAUAAUGGAUCCCAUGUCAUUGAUGACACCACUGGCUUCAUAAUUGAUCCCUACCACAUUGACAAGCCACAAGGACAGGGGCAACGAUCCAAUUCUUUUACCUCAUCGGCUACUGAUCAGAUGGAUGAUGCAGGGGUCAGCACUGCUAGUGAUGGUGAGUGGAACUGCGCCCAGGACCAGCAAGAUCAGCCCUGCCCCCAAGACUUCAGCCCAAAGCAUUCCAGAGAGGAUGAGAGUGGCAUCAGCUGCCCCAGUUAUUCUAGUGGGGAAACUUAUGAGAGCUUCAGUGACCAAGUAUCCGCUAGGAAAUCUGAGAUGCACUACAUCGUUGACACUGAAGGAUUCUAUUCCUCCAUGCAUUUUGAUGGUGGUGUUAAGGAUAGCAGAAGCUACUACAACUAUGCAGCCAUUGACCCUGACUGUGGCCCAAGUGGAAAUGUAGCACCUGGCAUGGGUGAAUUCCCUCAGUCAGAGUACAGAGCCACCAGGACACUCGGCAGACCAUGUCUCUCCUUAAAAAAACCAAAGGCCAAGCCACACCCACCAAAACGUAGCUCUUCAUUAAAGGAAACAAGCAGUGGUGUGAACAUUCUAGAGCAGAACGAACCAAAGAUUACUUGCGAGUUGCCACUGCCCUUGUCUUCCAGAGAGAUGAAAUUGCAGCUGGACUUGGCUGGUUCUGCAGGGCACCUUGAGACUCCAGGUCUUGAGUCACUUGGCACAUGGGGAGUGGAGAACGUCAGGGACGUACUUGACUGCUCCUCUCCAUUCAGUUCCUCGGACACACAUUCAUUCAAGGACGAAGGUGCUGUGCAGGCAGACUAUGCAGACCUCUGGCUCCACAAUGACUUGAAAUCAAAUGACUCUUACCGGUCUCUGUCCAACUCGAGCACUGCUACAGGUACAACUGUUAUUGAAUGCAUCAAGUUACCAGAAUGUGCAGAAAUGCAAGCCUGUGAACCCAGGUCCAGACCUACUUCCCCAACUCUUCCUCCACCUGAAGGUGAGUUCAAGCUUGCUUCCCCUGAAAAGCUGGUAGGCUUGGCAUCCCCUUCCAGUGGAUAUUCUAGUCAAUCUGAAACACCUACAUCUUCCUUCCCUUCAGCUUUCUUCCCAGGGCCCCUUUCUCCAUCCAGUGGCAAAAGGAAACCCAAAGUCCCUGAAAGGAAGUCCUCACUUUGUUCCCUACAACAGCCACAGCUUUCAGUCCGAAACCCAGGCAUUUCCUUCAGGAGGGAAACUGACAUCCAUGCCAUACCGCCCAGUCACCUUGACCUAAGUGCUCUUCACAGCAAGCACAUUCCCCACAGAAAUCAGAUGCACAUCCUACACCAGAAUAAGCAGAAAGCUGCCAUAGCUGCAGCUGCUGCUGCAGAAGCUCGCAAUACAGCUGCUGCUUCUGCUGCUGCAGAGGCUCGCACUGCAUCUGCAGCUUCUACUUCAGAGUGUGCAACAAGCACAGUAACCAGCUCAGCCCAUUUGGCCAUCACUCCAACUGUUCUUAGAUCAGUUCAACUGCGAUCUAUUGGUAGAACAGCUGAAGGAAAACAAGAGUAUGAUCUGGCCAGUGCAAAUCCAGUAACUCGUCCCAAGUGUCCCACAAUAAUAACUGAUGCCCCAUCCUCUAGCAACAGGCACAACAGGAAACCACCAGCCUACAAACCCCCUGUGGCACAGCUCUGUGAAUCACAGGUUCCACUUGUGGAAAAUGUUGUUCUUUCCCAGGAGGAAGUGAAAGUGAGGCAGGAAAGGCUUGGUCCUGGUACUUACUGGGCAAUGACUGCUUUCAGAACUCCUGUAGACCCUACUCCUAAAAAAGAAGACUCUUCGACAAGGUCAUCUCAAGGUCGCGAGCAAGAAAAAGACAGCAGAAUGUAUCCAGAUGUGCAACUGACAUUGUCACCAGAGAGACUAAAACAAGAUCUAAAUCAACUAUUGCGGCCAGACACUUCAGCAUAUCCUGUGUGUUUGGCCAGCACAAUGCCACCCCCUGCUUACAGUGAAAUACAGAGGAGCAAUUUUGUACUGUGCAACAGUCCUGACAAAGUGCCUGUUUCAACUCAAGAGGCAUUGCACACUUACACAAUCAGCGAUGUACAAGUCCGAGAAGAGGAUUAUGAGACAUCAGGUGUCACAACCAGAAGUGCCUCACAGGACAUAAGGGAAGAAGGAUCGACCCCAGACACAGAGGACUACUUCAGCAAGGAAUCAACUCCCAGUGACAAUUCAACCUCUCCUUUGACUGAUGACUCUAAACCUGAUGAUGAUAAUGUUUUCCCAUCCCCCAACAUACUACGCACAACUGAAGAUCUGUUUGCCAUGAUACACAGAUCUAAAAGGAAAGUGCUGGGACGUAAAGACUCUGGGGAGAUGAGUGGAAAAAGUCGGCCUGGUGUAGCACCUGCAACCGCCCCUGUCAGCAAUCCUACUGUAUGCCCGAUCACCCCAGCUGCCUCAAUCCCUUCAAACAGCUCCCAACGAGCCUCAGGACCCAUCUACAGGAGUGCCAAAAAGUCCAGUACAUCCAGUGAGGAGUUCAAACUCCUGCUGCUAAAGAAGGGUAGUCGCUCAGACUCGAGUUACCGCAUGUCUGCUACGGAGAUCCUUAAGAGCCCCAUCACACCCAAGACUCAAGGAGAGCUGCUAUUAGAGGCUGCAAGUCACCCAGAGGAGCCCCCCUCACUCCUACAGGAUUCCACUAGCAGUGGCGAUCCACUUCUAAGCCAAUUCCCUAAGGCCAACAGUGAAGUAUUCUCUCCAAAAACACUUACCAUGUCAGCUGCCUCCAGACAGGGACGUUCCAGAAUUCCACCUGCAGCAAAUAGCAGUCGCUAUAGCACGCGGAGUCGGCUGUACACUGCGCCAAUGCAGGCCAUAUCAGAGGGAGAGACUGAGAACUCAGAUGGAAGUCCACACGAUGACCGCUCCUCUUAGUGGUAUAACCAUUUUUUUAACCACUUAUCAAAAUCAUAAACCUUUUAUAAUAUGAAAACAUUCUAUUUGAACUGUAUGAGAGUGCUGUUCGCAUAUUAUGAUCUACCUUACUUUUCUCCCCUGAUGU
Messenger RNA from Sinocyclocheilus grahami, 5121 nucleotides. RefSeq names its product Nance-Horan syndrome protein-like. Gene Ontology annotation, biological process: cell differentiation; lens development in camera-type eye. The coding region runs from base 198 to 4994 and encodes 1598 amino acids. NCBI's taxonomy places the organism in Eukaryota, Metazoa, Chordata, Actinopteri, Cypriniformes, Cyprinidae. The record is from RefSeq and is a predicted model, not a curated record. The transcript is spliced from 11 exons.